CCUCGCUGCAUGUGUGUCUGUGCGUGUGCGUGUAGGAGAGAGAGUGCGCUAAAGAAGCCCAGCCGCCAGUCGGAGAGCUAGAGAGCGAAGGGAGAGGGAUACCGGGGUAGAGGCGAUAAAGCAUCUGAGACGGGAGAAAGAACAGGAGUGUGAUACAGCUAUGAAAAUCAUCCAAGCUAUUUGCCUACUGCUUCUCUGUCCAGCAUUGAGCCUCAACACCAGACAGAGCUACGGCGCACUGGAAAAAAAGCUAAAGGACGUCUUCAGCGAGCGAAGCACCAUCCUGCACCAGCUGUCCAAAACAUCCAAGGAGCUGGACAGCAUUAAGGGAAACCUUCAGUCUUUGCGAAAUGAUGACUCACUGGCUAAGAAGGACGUGCAGAGGAUUCUGGAGCUCAGCCACAAACAAAGAGAUGAGAUGAGGUCCCUCCAGGCAGCCCUGCAGAAGCAGCUGGAUGAGGCCAAUGAGAGAGCAGAGAAGCAGCAAGCCACGGUGAAAUUAAUAAAAGUGGAAAUGGAGAAAAAGACGAAAAUCAUUAAGGACCUGCAGCAAGAGAACAAGAGCUUGAAGAACAAACUACUGUCUGGAAAUAAACUUUGUGACGCAUAUGCUGAAGAGUCCAAAAAGAUCCAGGCUCAACUGAAAGAGCUGCGUUACGGGAAGAAGGAUUUAAUUUUUAAGGGGCAGCAGCUAAUGGACCUGGAGCACAAGUUAACUGUUGCCAAGGAAGAACUGGAGAAGACUGCGCUCGACAAAGAGUCGCAGCUAAAGGCGCUGAAGGACACAGUUCACAUCUGCUUCUCAGCUGUCCUGCACAACGAUCCCAGCGGCAGUCACAGAUUUCCCACUUCCCCCACCCAUUUGUUCCGAUACUCAUCGCUCAUCAACAGCUCCAGAGUCACGUUCCAGCAGCCACAUGCCAAGGAUAUCUCCAAAGUCCAGAGAAUUGUCACUGAAAGCAAAUCCCCCAUGAACAUCGGAGUAAUAAGGAGACAGAACGGCAGAGUUAAAGAGUGCAAAACAGAAGAGGCCGGCGCAAACUGCACUCAAAACCAGACAGAGGACACAACUUCAGAACGUAAAAAGGUUUACGAUCAACAGCAGCAGCAAAGCAGCCCAGAGCAGAGCGGGAACGUCAACACAAAGCGCUCAGACGCCAGCGGAGUUGCAGAUGGAGGCAGCAGCAAAAAGACACAGACGCAAGACAACUGAGUGGACGACGAAUGAUACACAACGCAGGAGUCCACUAUUGCCUGAAUGAUCUUUCUAAGAGCACACACAUUAACACGCACACACACGCACGCACACACGCACACCAGGAGACUCACAUGACGAAUACAACUAACAAUCACUGUGUCUUUGCCAAGACACAGGAAUUGUCAAAAAAAAUCAUCCAUAGUAAAACGGCAUGCAUUGUAGAAAACUAUUUUUUAAUAAGGUAGCAAUGGCACUGGUUACUUGUUUCAUAGUCGUUGAUUUGUUAUUUACUUUUAUUCUGAGUGAGCACACGGCUUUUUAAAUGUGUGAUUUUUGCUAAAGGUCCCUUUGCACUGGUGAAGUCUCACACUGUAUCCUGUAAUGAAUAUCUAAAUUGAGAUGCGAAUCCUAGUAUAGUCAUCUACUACCAAACUUAGACUAUUGUUUAUGACUCAUCGUAGCAGGUUUAUUUACUCCUCCACAUUUUGAAUAAUAGAGGGUCAAGUUGGCUGGCCAACUGUUCAACAAUUAAUAUUUCAGCACUCUUUCUGCCUCUAACACUCCCGAGGCAAAGAGCCAAAGACUCACAAUGGGUCGUCUCCCUGAGAAUGUGCCAUGCACUGAGUAGUAACUCCUAGCUACACGUCUCUGUGUUAUCUGACCUUUCUGUGUCCUUUCAAUAAACUGUAAUUUUCAGUAAAUGUGUGAAGAAUAAAUGGUUCUUUGUGGAGAAAAGAAAACGGCUGAGUGCAUUU
Synchiropus splendidus (mandarinfish) is the source of this 1953-nucleotide messenger RNA. RefSeq names its product leucine zipper protein 2 (gene luzp2). The transcript is spliced from 12 exons. The coding region runs from base 161 to 1213 and encodes 350 amino acids. The record is from RefSeq and is a predicted model, not a curated record. Lineage: Eukaryota; Metazoa; Chordata; Actinopteri; Syngnathiformes; Callionymidae.